Messenger RNA from Podarcis lilfordi (Lilford's wall lizard), 13785 nucleotides. Lineage: Eukaryota; Metazoa; Chordata; Lepidosauria; Squamata; Lacertidae. The record is from the annotation of a GenBank genome assembly.
AUGGCAUCCAUGUGGCUGUGGUGUCCCAACCGGCAAGUGAGGGGUUUCUGCCUCAGAGAAGAAUGCUGUGGUAAGAGGCCUUCUCCUAUGCAACACCAUUAUUAUUUCCACAAGACAUGAAUUCCUUCUCCCAGUUACUGCUAUGGUGAAGCACUACAGCUACAGAAAGAAGGGCAACCAAGCCCCACAUAAAAAUACAGUUCCCUUUCCAGAGCUGAGCUUGUGUGCCUAUUGCUUAUGUUUUAAUCCGAAACAUAUUUCUAGGCUUACACAGAGAUAAUGCUGGGGAAACACAGCAAGGGGGUGAAUCGCAUGCUGGUCCACUUAAAAACACUGGGUGGGAGAAAUGUAUGAGGGGAGAAGGGGAGAAAAAUCGCUACCUGGCUAAUGAAAAUGGAUAAAAUUAGGAGUGUAACAAAUUCUAUUUCCUGAUCUCCGUUAGAAGCAUAAAACCAUUAAACAGCUGACAGUUUCUCUCUACUAAAUGAGCAUGUUAACAUGUCACGGCAGCCUUCCUUUGAUUAGUUCUGACCUGUUUGGAAGCAAUUUAUUAUUUGGGUCAAGGCAAAUGUAGUUGUGCAGCUGAAGUGCACAAACCUUCGUUCCCUACCUAUCCGGCAAAUGCCUCUUUUUAACAAUGCGGUGAAAGCAGAGACGGUUGCCAAGCCAUGGAAGAUGGCUGGGCUUUGUGCCAACAUAUCCUUGAAUAAGACCUUGCACAUAACCUCGUCUAGUUCAUUUUGCUGUCUGUUCUUCUAAAAUUCCAGGCCAAAAGAAGCAAAACAAUAACAAAAAAAACCAUUGGAAGAUCGGCAAAGAAACAAGCGAGAGGAAACAUCUUCAAUAAUGUAAUAACAACAGUGGCAACAACAAUUAUUAUUAUCUUUAUGAUAAUAAUAAUUUGUUAAUCACUUGAUAUAUAAGGAAUCUAAGUGACUUGUAAACCUUAAAAACAUAACACAUAACAUAAAACCAUAAAUGCCAAAGAAAUUAACAACUAUCUGACUUUUAGAAGACAUCUGAAGGCAGCCUGUUUAGGGAAGCUUUUAAUAUUUGAUUAAUUAUUGUAUUUUAAUAUUUUGUUGGAAGCCUCCCAGAUGGGCGGGGUAUCAAUAAAUUAUUAUUAUUAUUAUUAUUAUUAUUAUUAUUACACUAUAAUGUUACAAAAGUUGGGUGCUACCCCCACUCUCUGCCAAGCAAUAGCAAGAUCCCAGAGGCUUCCAGUCACUCACCCAAGGUCUAUGUUCCUUUGGAGAACUGAGACAUGGCGGAGACUACCAUAGCUUUAAGAAAUUUGGUUUAUUCACCUAUUUACACCUUCAGUCUGCAUGGAGGGUGUCCAGAUCUUACAGCAUGGUUGUUUCAAGAGGGGCUUGUCCCCCACAGCAGUGCAGCCCUGCAGUCCAAGGCAUCUCUCUCAGCCAACCUUCAGCCAGCCUGCCCAAGAUGGAUCCCAGUCUUUAUUCUUCCUUCUUCUUCCCAAAACACUGCCAAAACUCUGUUUCCCUGUCGCCUUACACCCAACCUUCCAACUCCCCUGUCUUCUGUUCAAAGGAGGAAGGACAAUUCUCUUGCAUUGUCAAUGGCUCUCAAUGGCCCUGUAUUUUUUCUUAAUGGCCCUAGCUUGGCCAGGUUGUUUUGCAUAGGCGAGCUCAGGAAUUCCUCUGCAGCUUUUAUUUCUCCCUUCACAUUCCAAAUCAUCCACAUCCUACUAUUUAUUAAAUUCAACGGUUUGUGGGAGGGGUCUCCCCAAAUCUAUAACAAUAAUAAAUAUGUGCAAAAAUCUGUAGAACAGACUCCGUAAAAUGGCAGCCAAAAAAGGCUUCAGCAGUAAAAUAUGUCAUCAGCAGAAUCACCAUAAUGACCAAGUAGAAAGAGAAGCCCCGUCCUCCCCCACCUCGAGUUCCACACAUGUUUUUAAAAGGAACACGGUGUUGCAACUAGAGAUGGACCUUGGGAGGCAAUGACCAGGGCCCUACAGCCCCUCACCCACCCUAUGAUCACCCAGAGAGCAACAGGUGACGGACUACAGUGUCAAACAGGCAUUCCAGGUUUUUUACUGGGAUGCUACAUCAUGCUUUCUUUCCUCUUCUUAUUUUUAAAGACAUGUUAUAUAGCCAGGGGGCAGCUGUCCACACAUGUACUUGGUUAAAGAUGCUCAUUUUUUAAUUAUUUUCACUCUAAGGAUAGAUUUUCCUUUUCUACAAGCAAGCAGUGCUUAUCCCCACGUAAAUGUGUUCAGCAUCAGGGCAGCAGAAGUAAACGCCAUCUUAUCCUUGCAGUCCCGGUGGGGCUAUGAUUGAAGUGAGUUUAACAUGCAAAACUGCACACGCUCAUUCCUUUUAUCGAAAUCAAGGCUGGCAAACUGCUUGUUGUUGUUGUUUGUUUGUUUGCUUGCUUGUUUGUUGCUCUAACGUAUCGAGAAUACAGAAGCAGUAGUAUAAAGCAUGGAAUCACAGUGGGAGGUGGGGAAGAGAUAUAUUUUGUAUGCUUUGCAAAUGAAAUAAUACACAUGGCUGCCUACAGCAUUCCCCUCCCCCCCCAUAAGACCCUUAAAUCUAGGGUCUAAAAUUACCUAGCUAUGCUACUGAAUUGAUGUCUUUUGCAUGUUAAAGUCUCUGACCCCGAUCCAGCCUUAGUCACAUGCAAUUAGUCUCAUACAGCAACCAGUAGCCCUGGAUUGUGAUGCUUAUUUUCACUGGCAUCUGAAGAUGCAUCGUCCGGCUGAUUCAGUUGCAUAUCUGCAUCAUCUGUGCAUGUACAAGCUUCCUUCUACAUAUGGAUCCUCCUUCCUAGAUUUGCGGUAGAGGCCAAUCCCCCUCCCUCUGCGUGUUCAAUUGACUCAUGCACAACUGUGUAUACUUGCAGCACCAGAAAAUAAAUAGAAUCAUACUAGGAAAUGGAGAGAAAGAGAUGGAGAGUCCUUGCGGCUCACGAGGAGACCCUCCCCAGAGCAUGAAGAGGAUGUCAGUAUGGGCAGAGGAAGCCCCAAAGAGAUCAGAAGCGCAGCAGGGCUUUGUUUAGGCUGCUCAGCCUCCCUGACUAACAGCUGGUGUGUAGGGUAACGCAGCAGCAGGUAGAGAGCAAGGGGGAAAUGGGUGUUUUAGAGGCUUUUUAGAUGGUGCUCCCCACUUUAUAUGUUGGGGGCGCUGGAAUGUAACCCCUGCAUAAAUGGGGGAGAGACACCUGCAUUUGAGUUGUGACCAUUCUUUAUCCCUUACCCUCCCAGAGAAGUAAAGCAAAAGUCCCCAAAUGUAGUCAUUUAUUUACUAUAUCAGUACAUCGCUCUUCCUCCAUCAGGAUCACAGGAUGAUUUGCCAUAUUCACAUGGAAACAAUAAUAAGAUAAUAGAUAAAAUGAUCGAUGCAACCAAUCAGCUAAAACAAGGGUGACAACAAUUAUGCAGCAAGCACAAUUUCCCACAAUGCCGCUGAUGUGGUAUCCCUCCAAGGCAGCAGUUCUCAACCUGUGGGUCUCCAGAUGUUGUUGGAUUACAACUCCCAUCAUCCCUGAGCUCUGGCCUUGCUAGCUAGGGGUGGUGGGAGUUGUAGUUCAACAACAUCUGGGGACCCACAGGUUGAGAAAGGCUGCUCCAAGGUAUUCUGAGAUACAGAGCUGCAACACAAAAUUUAAGGGGGUUGGUCACCCUUUGCCCACCCCAAUUAAAUCAAGUCCUAUUGCUCAUUCUGUCCUGCCUUAUUCCUGAGUUGUUGCAGUAGCAAAAAUAACCCUGGUGCGGGAGGCAAAGGAAUGACACAUGUGUCGUGUGUGCGUGGAGGAAAGAGUGAGAAACUUAGCAGACAAAGCAGAUGUGAGAAGAAAAGCUGCUGCAGGGAAGAGGGGGUGAAAUCCCUGAUGUCUUUGAUUUGUUGGGAGUAGGAAGAACCUUUGUGCUUAAUGUCAGGGGAGGUGUCAGCCGUUCCAGAAUAAUGAGUGCGCUUCAUAUCCUUUUAUGGCUUAAAGAUGAAAAGAGCGGGUGAUCCAGUUUUGUGAGCCUCGGUCAAUGCAGAUAGAAAACUCACCUUCCUGCAACAUCAACUAGUUUGUUCACAGGAAACAAAGGGCCAACUUCAUGGUAAAGGUAAAGGCAGGUAAAGGACCCCUGGACGGUUAAGUCCAGUCAAAGGCAACUAUGGGGUGCUGCGCUCAUUUCGCUUUUCAGGCUGAGGGAGCUGGCGUUUGUCCACAGACAGCUUUCUGAGUCAUGUGGCCAGCAUGACUAAACUGCUUCAGGUGCAACGGAACCUUGUGACGAAAUCCAGAGUGCACAGAAAUGCUGUUUACCUUCCCGCCGCAGUGGUACCUAUGUAUUUAUCUAAUUGCACUAAUAUGCUUUCAAACUGCUAGGUUGGCAGAAGCUGGGCAGAGCAAUGGGAGUUCACCCCAUCAUGCGGAUUUGAACCGCCAACCUUCCAAUUGGCAAACCCAAGAGGCUCAGUGGUUUAGACCACAGCGCCACCUGCUCCCAGUGGCCAACGCUGUAGCUCUCCAGGGACCAGAAGAUUUCAGUGUAUGUGACGGAGCUUCCUUUUCUCCUCCUAUCUCUUCAAGCCACCCCACCCCAACACCCUAACUAUCAGCACUGGAGGGGUGGGAGACUCUCAGGAGCAGAUUUUGUGGGGCAUGCAAGAAGGGGAGGGCACCGUCUUGUCCUUUGCUUUGGGGCAGCCCUCGGUUUGGUUUCCUUAAUCUGGGGCUGGCCUACAGCUGCAUUGUUAGAGAUCCGUCUUGUUCCAGAUUGGUAACAAUCUGUUCUUUCAUUCCCACCUCAAAAGAGAUGACCAAAAAAUGUUAUGCAAUUCCGUUUCAGUGGCAAUAGAUUUACAAGAGCUCGCCAAGAAUCACUUUGUAGUCGGAUGUGGUUAUACAAAUUCUUAAAUAUUACUUUUGAUCUUUUAUCAGAAGAUCGGAGAAAUAAAGACAGCCAGGAAUCCAAUUUGGAUACAUCAUCAGAUGACAGUCACCAGACAAAACCGGUGUUUAGAGCUGUUUCACUGAACAGGACAUCUGCAGCCUAAGGUAAAUGAAAAAUGACAAUGCCUCUUCAAGCCUGUUAUGAAAGAAGUAUUUCAUGUUCAUAUUGUGUGCAGCUGUAUCUGCCUCAUUCUUUCAGCAUUACAGUGUUAAGUGCAUAAUGUUGACAGCAUUCAAUCAUAAUCACAACUGUCAGCAACAUUCAGAACGGAGGGCAGCUUCUCAGUUGCUACCAUCAGAUAUGCAAGCAGCCAAAGUUCCACUCUGGUGGGGGGGGCCAAGGAAGCACCAGUGGGCGCUAGCCACUGUCCAAAUAUGCUGAAUACUGAUGCCUGCUAUGAUUAAAGGUAGAGCAUCUGGUCACCCCAGAUGGAAAAUGAUGGGUUAAGUUGAUGCCCAUGUUGGUGGCAGGCUGAAGACUAUGAGUGUGUAAGAGACUAAUGUUUGCAAUACUGUAUAGUGGGACUAGAGAACAAUAGCAAGCAGUCAACAAUGGACUCUCAGAGAUCAGAACCUUGCUAGAUCAGGCCAAAGGACUAUCUAGGAAGCAUCCUAUUUUCCACAAUGACCAACCAGGUGUGUAUAAGAUGCCCACAAGCAGGACACAUGGGCCCUCUCCCACUUACUAUGUUCUCCAGUAACUGGUGUUCAAAGGUGUGCUAUCUUUUGAUCCUGGUAGCGGUACAGAGCUAUCGCAACUAGUAGCUAUUGACAGCUUUAUCCUCCAUGAAUUUCUCUAAUCUAAAGCCAUCUAAGUUGGUGGCUCUCACUCCUCCAUCACCACGUCUUCUAGCAACUAAUUUCAUAGUUUAACUAUAUGGACAAGAAAACAUCAAAGGGGGCAUGACGGAAGCAUGCAUCAUGGUUCCUUGGAGCAAAAUUCACACAGCCCAGCAUGUAAAACUACAACCUGUGAGAUGUUGCACUAACCUUGAACUACUAACCUAAGGGGUUCCAAAAGCCAAGGUUUCUACAGCAGAAGUGCCACUGUCCUUUUUUCCUAUCUCUGCCCCAAUAGCAUUUUAAUAACAGCAGGAACUAUGGCUGCCUAAAUGAUACACUAUUCUCAUAACCCUUACCUAUGGGUUCAGGACCUUACUUAAUGGCUCAGGACCGCAAAAGCUCAAGGACCGCCUCUUUCCAUAUGAACCUACCUGGACCCUGAGAUCAUCUUCUGAGGCCCUCCUUCGUGUGCCUCCUCCUCAAGAGGUCCGGAGGGUAGCAACACAAGAACGGGCCUUCUCUGCAGUGGCUCCCCAUCUGUGGAAUGCUCUCUCCAGGGAAGUUCACCUGGCACCUUCAUUAUACACCUUUAGGCACCAGGCAAAAAUGUUCCUUUUUAAACAGGCCUUUGGUUGACCUGAUCAACAUCCUAUACCCUUUUAAAAUGUGGCUCUUUUCAGGGGGGGGGUGUUAUUGGGUUCUUGUUUUUAUUUUAUAUAUUGUGAUCUUUUCUGUGAACCCCCCCAAGACCUCCGAGUAUAGGGCGGUAUAUAAAUUGAGUAAAUAAAACAAAUAAAAUAAUAUUGCUACACAAAUCAUUGCAUUAUUUCUCCACCUUGCCAAUAAAUUAAUAAAUAAAUGGGCAAGGAGGGCCAAUCCCAGUUCAGAGUGAUCACAGGUCCUUGUCGGUCCAUUCACACAGAGUAGAACUGGCAAAAAAUUAUACCAGCCAAGAGGUAGAAAUUUUUAUAGAGGCUGACAAGCAGCACAUUGGAGUGAUCAGUCCCCAUCCUUCUCACUAGUACCCUGUAUGAACAAAGGCACCCUUUGCUGUCCAUGCUUGUCAAAUGUAAGGCACAGAUGUUCCAUCUCUUGUCAGUUUCUGUCUUGUUGUGGAGCAAUGACUGGCCUGCCUGGAGGAGAAACCUCCUCCCCUGGGACUCAGCCCAAGCCAGUGUCUGCAACAGCAGUCAGUCAAAGAGAGCUCCUCUGAUCUCACAUCCCCCUAGUUUCUGACUAUGGUGUCCUCAGACUUGGGAAACAAGAGAGCAUUAUAUGCACCAGUGUUUUAAGUUGCCCAGGUGGUAGCAGCUCCUUGUCAUCUUCCAUAGCCCAAUAUACCCCAAUCCUUCCUCAGUUCCCUUCCUGGAUUGCCAAAUUACGAUACCUCCUGCUUUCUAUAUACAGUAGCAUCUUAUGGCUUUUUUUUUAAUGGGAGGGUGGAAUAGCUGUGUGAUAUCAGGGGUUAAUAACCUUGUAUACUGCAGUUGAGAUUAAGUCAGCUGCUUCAACAUUUUGUAACUGUUAACUCUUAAAUUUCCCUCAACCGUGAAAACCUCUGUUGAAUAUUUUUGACAUGGCUGUUUGAUCAGCUCCUCUUCAUAUAAGUUUAACAGACAGUGGUGGAAUCUACACACAUACAAAAAACAUUCUGAAAAUACUUUGUUGUUGUUGUGUUUUUAAAAAAACAUUGAGUUUUCCAUAAGGCUCACUAUCACCAUCUAGUGUCACAUUGUAUAUUGCACUUAAAACACUCUUAAUGUUUUAUUUGCAGUUGUGUAGCUGAGUCCAGUGUAUUUGAAAGGGGCGUGACCAGAAUGCCAUAGGAGGAGGAAGGAAAUAAGAUAUAGGAUCGGGAGGAAGCAAGUUGGGGAAGUAGAUCUGCAUGAAACAAACAAUGUAGUGUAAAUUAGUCAGAAAGAAUAGGCUGCCUAACACCUCUAGAGAACAUAGUUAUGUAUAAGCUGUGCUGACUGGGGCUGAUGGGAGUUGUAGUUCAGUACAUCUGGAGAGCACCAGGUUGGUGAAGGAUGAAUUACACUCAUGGUGUUCAUGCUUUAUAUAAUCAGAAAAUAUGGACUUAUUUCAGCCCCACUCAAUUUGCACUGACCCUUAUACAGCAACUCAUCAGGAUAUAAAAUUGACACACCUACAUAAUCUCAGUUGUUGUUGUUAGUGAAUUAGAGAAUGAACUUAAUAGUAAUCAAAACUAUCAUGUUAUUAUCUUCUUUAUGAAGCACCACAAAUCAAUUUUGCAAUACAAUAAGAUUCACAUGCAUUAUAUGUGUAUAUUUUUUAAAAAAACCUGAAAGUAGUGGCAGGACAUUUCUCCAUUUGUAGUACAUUUCUCCCAUUUUAUUCAACAAUGGAAAUAAUAUUGACAAAGCUAAUAUUUAGGGGGGAAAGACAGAAAAUACAAAAUCUGUUUUAUAACUAGUCAAUAGCUUAAUCCCAACAAAUCUCAGCUCUGAUUUCUCAGUCUCCAUAUAUUUGGUGGUUUAUAGUGUCACCAGAAUCCCUUGAUAGAAUUACUGCCUUACAUUACAUGGGUAAUUAUCAACUGUCUGUAUAUAAGAGACUUUGCAAAUAAUUAAGGAUUGUAAUUCUGGAUUAUCAUUGAUUAAUGGACAAGGAAACCUGGUACCUCCUGCGUCUUGGAAGGCUGAUCUGCUCUUUUGUCACAUCUGAUCUUUGAUUGGCCCAUUUGAUGAUGACCUCUUCAUCCUUAGCUCAGGAAUGCUUUCACAUAGCUGCUUAUACAUUAAAUACAGCUGUUAAAUGUUUUCCCCCUUUCUUUGUGGACUGAAAGUGGGGAAAGAAUACCGGGUGCAAAACUAGCUUGACAAUUUAUAACAUAAAAUAUAUAGCUGUUGAAAUCUCCUGGUUCCAAAAGUAUUUGAACUCACCGCUACCUGUUAUGAUCAAAUAUUCUAAAUCCAAUUCUGUAUUUGACAUUUAUUUUAAAAUUCCCAGUGACACAAAGGAGAAGCCUGUCCCAGAGUAUGUGAAUGACCCCCCUGUGCUGUUUCAUAUUUUAAGAGGAGCCGCAUGUGUCUCGACAGCCUAGCUAAACCCAUUCCUGCUGUUCAUACCCUUAUGAUUCACUGGGCAGUUUUAAAAUUAUCUCCUAGUUCUUGUUCUAAACUACAAUGCAGAGUCGUGGAGCACUGGGCACAUCAAUCCUAUGCUCAUAUCAUGCCAGGACUGGAGGAGAUAUGCUGUCUCUACAUCAACAGAAUGGCCACCAUAUCCGAUGUGUGCACAGCCUGGUAAAUACACUCUUGGAAAAUACAAAAAUGGGAGGAACACAGCCAACAUGCCCCAGCAUUCUGGGAAACCCAGGGGCUGUACCAGUGAUAGUAUCUCUGUCCACACAAAGAGGAAACCAAUGAAUUCGCCAUGAUGAGGAUUUGUCCCAGCACGCACACAUCCCUACAUCACCACACAUGUACAAGAUGAUGCCACAGCAGUGUCCAUUCUCCAUCAGCCCCCGUGGCACAGUGACCCACAGCACCAUAGCUGUCAACUUACAGAUUUGAAAAUAAGGGACCAGCAGCCUUGAAAAUAAGGGACCAUCAGCCAAAAUAAGGGACCUGCAGCCUCACCUGUUCCAGGCACUCCAGUCUUCCUGUCCUCCUGCAGUCUGGUCAAACUCAUGCUGGGUAGAUUCGAGAACACUGUCCAACCAACUUUGUAACCAGAGGUUCAACUGAAUAGAAUCUGAAUCACAUGCACCACAAGGCCUAUGAAGCCUCAAGUUAAGAUGGCUCCCCGGCCUGGCUUUGCACUGCAAAGUUUGCAGCAGCACGUGCAACAAAAUGGCGUCCAGCAUUCAAAACCCUCCUCAGCUUGCAUUAACUAGCCACACACAAGGCAUGCAAGCUUCACCCCCCAGUCAUUCUUAGACUUCUUAUUCGGUGAGCAACACAGCCAAGCAACACAGUAGGAGCCUCCCUUCUCCCUGGCCGGCAGGGAGGGAGGGAGAGGAGCUGCUUCCUUUGAAAUUUAAGGGACAUCAUUUAAGGGACAUUUAAGGGACAUCCAUCAAUAAGGGACAGCAGUGGGACAUGGCGCUGGAAUAAGGGACUGUCCCUUCAAAUAAGGGACACUUGACAGCUAUGCAGCACUGCAGGCAUCUACCUAGGCAGAGAUUCAAACCCACAGUCCAUCUUUCGGAGCACAGCACAUACAAAGGGGAAGCAGGGGAAGACGCACAAUAUUAUAGCACCCGCAUAGGUUACUGGGGAGGAUGCCCGCAAAAGAGCACACACAUCCCUCCAGGGACAAGGGUUUAAGGUUUCUCCUAGGCAGACCAAAGCAGUCAGAAAACGGGGCCAGGACAUGCAACAUGGACAGCUAUUGAUGCAUCCCAGAGAUGUGCUCUGACCCUAGCAGAUCUCCAGUGGCUCACUGAAUAGGGGCAGGGGGUUGGAAGCAGAAGGUGGGAGUUUGAGCCUCAUUAAGAGGAAAGAAGGGAUGCGGGUGGCACUGUAGGUUAAACCACAGAGCCUAGGACUUGCCGGUCAGAAGGUCGGCGGUUUGAAUCCCCGCGACGGGGUGAGCUCCCAUUGCUUGGUCCCUGCUCCUGCCCACCUAGCAGUUCGAAAGCACGUCAAAGUGCAAGUAGAUAAACAGGUACCGCUCCGGCGGGAAGGUAAAUGGCGUUUCUGUGCGCUGCUCUGGCUCGCCAGAAGCGGCUUAGUCAUGCUGGCCACAUGACCCAGAAGCUGUACACUGGCUCCCUCAACAAAUAAAGCGAGAUGAGCGUCACAACCCCAGAGUUGGCCACGACUGGACCUAACGGUCAGGGGUCUCUUUACCUUACCUAAGAGGAAAGAGGCAAUAUGCUGGAUGUUGGAAGAUUUGGGAAAUAUAAAAGGAAGUGCUUCUUCAUGCAGCGCAAAGUCAAACUAUGGAACCGCAGGAGGCAGCAAGGACCACCAACUUGGAAGGCUUUAAAAUAGGAUUAGACAUUUUCCAUGAUGGCAAAGCUCUGCCUCCACAGUCAGGAGCAGCAUCCUUCUGAAUGCCAGUUAUGGGAAAUUGCAGGUGGGCAGCGUUCAUGCCCUGCAUCUGGUUGGCCACUGUGGGACCAGGAUGCUGGACUCGAUGGGUCAUUGGAUUGAUCUAGUGGGCUGUUCUUCUGUUCGUUUUUGUGUGCCUGGGGGGGGGGGAAUCCACACUGGGGCAAAAGAGAGGGAGUGCCCCAAAAUGAAACUGAGCCGGUGAGCACAACGGAGCGGUCCUCCAACCACAUAGGUCACAUUCACAGCAUAAAUUUAAAGCGCAAUUGAAUAAGGUCCCCCAUGGAAUUCUGGGUACUCUCGUUGGCCAAACGUGCUGGGAAUUAUAGUUCUGUGGUUGGGUCUCCGAACAACCCACAGCGCCCUUAACAAACUAUUGUUCCCGUGAUUCUUUGGGGGGAACCAUGGCUGUAAAAUCAGUAUGAGGGUGCUUUAAAUGUACUGUGUGGAUGUGACUGCAUCCACAGACACCAAUCAGAUGCACAAAGGACAUUUUGGCUUCCCAGCCCUCAGAAGGUGCAAGUAUAAUAUUGUGCCCUUAAACUGUGGCUAUAUUUCCUACCUCAAGGGAUCCUAUUUCAGAGGUGAAUCAAAACCCACUUUGUAAGAAAAAAUGGGUUGGUUUUUAUUUUUUAGGAUGAUAGACACAAACACGCACGACCCUAUAUUUUUGGUGUCCUGCAAGAUAAAGGGCUAUUGCAAUAUGCCAUAUAGGUUGUUGGUUUCUUUGCAAGAUCAAGAGAAAACAAUGGCUUGUAUUCUCCCCUUCUCUCCCUAAAGGAGGACACACAAUACGUUUAGACUUCUCUGACCUUGCCAAGAAGCCUUUUGCUCAAAGACAAAAGCAAGAGAACAAUGGAAGGUUGUUCUUUGAUGCUGGGCUUUGCCAAAAUCUUUUCAGAUAAAGGUCAGAAGCUGGCUGUUGUUGUUGGUACUAUUAUUAUUGGUGUGUGCAUGCGCUAUGUUUUAUUGGAAAUAAUAAAUUCGCCCGGUAAUUAGUGCCUUGCAUUUUAUUUUUCUUUGCUGACCCUUUGCUUUUUGAAAAAUGCCCUUUAAGGAGAUUCUCACUGCAGCGAAUGGUAAUAUAAAUCUCAACAUUAGAUCUUGGAUAAUAUUUCCAGAACUGCUGAACAUUUAAAAAAAAUAAUAAUGCAAAGGAAUCUUUUGAAUUUCUCAUCCUUCCCUGAGCCAUAAUAAUCAGAGAAGUAGAUCGAGAGCUGUCGCAUGGAGACAGCGUCCUCGCCGUACCUGGGCUGCAUACUAAUGGGAUGCUCCCACCCUGCAGAGGGAGACGUGGAAAGCCUUUUUAAUGUCAGCUCAAAGCUGAGAAGUUAAAGCAACAAAUCUCACUCAGCAGAACAGGAGAGCAUCAAUGUGGCUGAGAAACAGCAUUGCCAUCAACCUCAAAUUAUUUCAUUUUGUGGGGGAGGGAGGGAGGGAGGGAGGGAGGCCAAACAGAUUGAGACUCAUCCUUUAGGGUAGGAUGAGGCCGGACCUAUUGCCCUCCAGAUGUUGCUGAACUCCAACUCCCAUAAUCCUCUGACCGUUGGCCCAUGCUGGCAGGGGCUGAUGGGAGUUGGAGCACUAGCCUGCCCAUCCCGAAGGUGUUAGAGAUAAAUGCAUCUUCUCAAGCCUUGUUGUGUUGAAGCCUGAGAGAAGCCAGCUUCCAUGAAGCCAGAUAUAGCCUCUUAGUCCAGGCACAGCUCCAGCGAGGGAGUAAUGCUCCGAUAUGUGUUGAGAGGGGGAAGGGAAGCAACCUGCUAUCGAGCCAGAAAAGUGUGAAAAGAUUCAGCACAGCCCCACAUAUUAAAACUGGUGGCAAAGCCCGCGUCAGAAUUUCCUACAGUGAAUAGCAACACCAGGCAGGUCAGCACCAUACAUUUAAAGCACAUCCAACACACAUUUAAAUCAUGUGACUUCCCCCAGAGAGUCCUGGGGACUGUAGUUGGUUAAGGAUGCUGGGAAACAGUAAUUCUGUGAGGGGGGGAAACUACAGCUCCCAGGAGUCUUUGGGGAAAGUCAUGUGCUUCAAAUGGGUGUUCGCUAUGCUUUAAUCAGGGGUCAGCAAACUUUUUCAGCAGGGGGCCGGUCCACUGUCCCUCAGACCUUGUGGUGGGCCGGACUAUAUUUUGAAAGAAAAAAAUGAACGAAUUCCUAUGCCCCACAAAUAACCCAGAGAUGCAUUUUCAAUAAAAGCACACAUUCUACUCAUGUAAAAACACCAGGCAGGCCCCACAAAUAACCCAGAGAUGCAUUUUCAAUAAAAGCACACAUUCUACUCAUGUAAAAACACGCUGAUUCCCAGACCAUCUGCGGGCCGGAUUUAGAAGGCGAUUGGGCCGGAUCCAGCCCCUGGGCCUUAGUUUGCCUACCCAUGGUUUAAAUGUACACUGUAGCUCUGCCCAUAGGAACAUGGGAAGCUGCCUUAUACUGAAUCAGACCAUUGGUUCAUCCAGACUCUGGAGUUUUCAGACAGGAAGUUUCCUCCUGUAUGCUGUACAGAUGCUCUGUCACUGAGCUACAGAUAUCACGCAUGGGCAUCACCUUCAACGAAGUCGGUAUCCUGAGCCAAAAUUUCUCAGAAAUUUUCUGAUAAUUUAAAAUAUACUUUUGUCCCUUCUCCUAAAAAAGAAUUCUUGGAAUAUUCUAUGCCUCCUCCCCGCCCCCCACUCUUUUGUUUGUUUGUUACCAUUUCCCCACUCACAAAGUCCUGGAACAAUGGCAGGUCUCAGGCAUUGGGAGGAACACAAAACGUUGCCAAGUCUGCCAACUGAGUUGCUACAGCAUAAAAAUACAUGGUUCUAGGUGGGCGGCAGGGAUAAGCUGUGCUGCUGCUACAGCAGAUGGGCAGCCUAUCAACUACGGGGGGAUUUCUUCUCCUUCUAUAUUCAGCAAAAUGGUUCCCCCUGUUUUGCUGCCUGCAGACAGAGUGGAGAAUUUUGGAAGGCCAUUUUUGAUCGGCUCUUUAUGUGCUUGCUGCAGGGUACACACCAGGGUAACAUUCAGUGCAGCGAUCAUAAUGUGUGGAGCAAAAGCCACGAAGAGAGCCAUCUGGAAGAAAUGA